Rhopalosiphum maidis (corn leaf aphid) is the source of this 1964-nucleotide messenger RNA. It is a transcript of the gene Usp39, whose product is annotated as U4/U6.U5 tri-snRNP-associated protein 2. The record is from RefSeq and is a predicted model, not a curated record. Lineage: Eukaryota; Metazoa; Arthropoda; Insecta; Hemiptera; Aphididae. Gene Ontology annotation, molecular function: cysteine-type deubiquitinase activity; zinc ion binding. Gene Ontology annotation, biological process: spliceosomal complex assembly; protein deubiquitination; mRNA processing.
UUUUUACUUUUUAUCAGUCUAAUAACGCCGUUGUUACUAAGUCGGUUAGCUCACCACGGUCUGUGAUUAAAGGAAUGCAUUUGCAAUUGAAAUUUAAAAACGAAUGCUGUGUGAUUUAUCGACUCGACCAAUUGGUUUUUUAUUUAUCCUAAACUAUCUGUUAUUAACGUAAUUGUAGGUGUAAAUGGCAUCAUUUAACCAAAGCACUGAUGAAAAUAAACAGAAUGGCAAGAGGAAAUGGAAUGAAUCUCAUUCGGAUAUCGAAAGAAAUUCUAAAGAUGAUGAAGACGACCACUCAACUACUGACAAAUGGAUGAAAAAAGUGCACCGCCUGUGUCCGUAUUUAGAUACAAUCAACCGACAGGUGUUGGACUUCGAUUUCGAAAAAUUGUGUUCCGUAUCGCUGUCGCGAAUCAAUGUCUACGCUUGUCUGGUCUGCGGUAAAUAUUUUCAAGGUCGUGGCACCAACACCCACGCCUACACUCACAGCGUCGCCGAGAGCCACCACGUAUUUUUGAACUUGCAAACCCUGAAGUUUUACUGUUUGCCUGAUAACUACGAAAUAGUCGAUUCUUCGCUGGACGACAUCAAGUACGUGCUGAAUCCGACUUUCUCGCCUAAGCAUGUUAGCCUGCUGGAUACGUGCGACAAACGAUCGCGGGCAAUUGAUGGCACGCUGUAUCUACCCGGCAUCGUAGGCCUGAAUAACAUCAAGGCCAACGACUAUUGUAACGUCAUCCUGCAGGCUUUGUCUAAUGUCACCCCGCUUCGUGACUACUUUCUGGAUGAGAGGAACUAUGCCAAGGUGAAACGGCCACCCGGUGACAGUGUGUUCUUACUGGUCCAGCGGUUCGGUGAGCUUAUGCGAAAGCUAUGGAAUCCGCGAAACUUCAAGGCUCAUGUGUCGCCACACGAAAUGUUACAGGCGGUCGUUUUGUGGAGUGGCAAGAAGUUUCAGUUCACCGAGCAGGGCGAUCCGAUUGACUUUUUGUCGUGGUUCUUGAACUCUUUGCACAGAGCGCUGAAUGGGAAGAAGAGCCGCCACUCCAGUAUCGUAUAUAAAACGUUCAUGGGCAGUAUGCGCGUGAAGACUCGCAAGAUUCCACCCGUGGAGCUGGAUGAAAAACAAAGGUACAGCCUGCUGUGCACAGACGAAUACGCUGAGCACGUGUCUGAAUCGCCGUUUCUCUAUUUGACUUGCGAUCUUCCACCGCCGCCGUUAUUCAAAGACGAAGUCAUGGAGAAUAUCAUACCGCAAGUGAGUUUGUAUUCUCUGCUGACCAAGUUUAACAACGAAUCGGAAAAAGAGUAUAAGACUUACAAAGAAAAUUUCAUGAAACGUUUCGAGAUCACUCAGCUCCCGCCGUACUUGAUUCUAUAUAUUAAGCGGUUUACGAAGAACACGUUUUUCGUCGAAAAGAAUCCCACUAUCGUUAACUUCCCGGUAAAGAACGUAGAUUUCGGAGACAUACACUCCCGAGGUGAAAGCCGCACACAAAAAUACUUCUACGACUUGAUUGCUAACAUUGUGCAUGACGGGGAACCUAACAAAGGCACGUAUCGCGUGCACGUGCUAAAACAAGGGAACAGUAAGUGGUACGAGAUGCAAGACUUGCAUGUGAGCGACAUACUUCCACAGAUGAUCACUUUGACUGAAGCAUACAUACAAAUUUACAAGCUCAGAACUGAUAGAUAGAUGUACAAUUUGUAUUGAAUAUUUUUUUAAUAAAAAUAAUUUAAUUAUAUUGUUUUUAUUUAUCAUUUAAGAAAUAGGUAAGUCAAACUUUUGAUUUUAGUACACAUCUAAUACAAGUUUUAAUUUUUGUCAGUUUUUUUUUUUUUGUUCAAACAUGAAAUCAUACAUAACUAAAGUUAUUUAUAUUGCAAUAGUAUAAUAAAUUAUACAUUAAAACAAAUAGUUCAUUAAUCAUCAACACCUAAGCCCCGUAAUAUGUUUGUUUCGA